AUGGUGAUGAUAGUAUUCUUUAUAGUUUUCCUAAUAAUAUUCAAAAAAUCUUUCAAGCUCGGAUUGGUGGAAAAAAACCUUUAGUUAUUCUUGCAGAAUUGGAGCAAUAUUGUGCAGAAAAAAAUCCUUUUGAUCAAAAAACAUAUAAGCAGUUUGAUAAUCCUUUAAAAUUUUGGAAUCAUGUUGCAGAAAUUUCCGAUAAUGAAAGUUUCGAUUUAUUAAGUGAUGAAAAUACUUAUGAAGAUACUUAUACUGAAGAUACCUAUGUUGAUGAUGCUCAUGUUGAAGAUGCUCAUAUUGAAGAUACUUAUGUUGAAGAUACCUAUGUUGAAGACAAUACCUAUGUUGAAGAUACUUAUAUUGAAGAAUUAAAUAAGUCAAAUAGUGGAGAUAUUCAAACUGUUGAUAAUUGGCGCUAUUUAGUAUCUAAGUGGAUAAAUCUAGUAGAUGACGAAGAAAUUAAUGAAUUGGUUAACAAUAAUCCUUUAGAUGAUGACAAUACAACUUUAGAUUCUUUUAAAGAUUUGGGUACCACACAUUCUGCUGAAGAUCGUGAAGCAAAAUGGAA
This is a messenger RNA of Racocetra fulgida, 568 nucleotides long. The record is from the annotation of a GenBank genome assembly. Lineage: Eukaryota; Fungi; Glomeromycota; Glomeromycetes; Diversisporales; Gigasporaceae.